Molecule: messenger RNA, 802 nt
Organism: Trametes versicolor FP-101664 SS1
Lineage: Eukaryota; Fungi; Basidiomycota; Agaricomycetes; Polyporales; Polyporaceae
Exons: 4
Coding region: 59-565 (168 amino acids)
Source: RefSeq, a predicted model, not a curated record
CCGGUAUUUUCUCAACAAAAGCAACUCGAAAACACCCAGAGCUCGUCUACCGAACACGAUGAAGCUAUCCACUAUUCUGGCGUCCCUCGCUAUUGCCGCCGUCUCGUCCGUGCACGCAGGCCCCCUCACGGACGGCGUCUGCCAGACAGGCUGCAAGGCCGCCGCCGCCGGGUGCUACAGCGCCGCUGGGAUGGUGUUCGGCGCAGUCACUGCCGGCAUCGCAACCCCUGUGGUCGCCCUGGCCUGCAACGCGGUCCUCGACAGAUGCCAGGCCGAAUGUGCCAUACAGGGAGCCGACGCUGUCAUGCAGCACUGCGUGGAUAUCGAUGGCGUCGACGGGGACACAUUUUCGAAUAUAAAGUAUAAAUUGUGCGAGAUCGACGGUGGGCAGAAGCCGCUGUUCGGCGUGUUCAAGGAGGCUGCCGGCGACCUCGUGACGGAGUUCGAUGGACCGGGUCGGUACGCCGCAGCGCUCAAGUCUCUCAAGGGCGAUUCCGGAGCCAAUCAGGAGGCUGUGGACGUCGCUCGCCCCGCAUAUGCGGAAGCUGGUGCGCGUGUGGGUUGACUUUGGAGAGAGCGAGCUCGGAUGCUCGCUGGUGGUGAUCAUGCGAAAGCUUAGGAAAUAUAGUAGGCAUUCUGAUCCUGCCACGAACACACCCUUGAGUCGGGCUUUCCUGUACAUGUAACUUGGAGCUUUCUCUCGUCGAUCCUGCUGUGUCUUUGUUGCAUGCUGUCCUAUGUCUCCCCUGUCAAGCUGUCUCCCUGAUGAUCUCGAGACUAGACGUCACGUUGUACGAAUCGC